UAGGCGCUGUUCACGGUUUGUUAUGACAAGCCGAGGCCUUGGAUCCAAUCGAGAGUUUAUUUUCUUCACUUGAGGCGAAGUCACGAUGGAGGGUAUGGACCUGGAUGUGGACCAGGAGCUCAUGCAGAAAUUUAGCUGCAUGGGCACCACAGAUAAAGAUAUCCUGAUAUCAGAGUUCCAGAGGCUCCUCGGCUUUCAGCUUAACCCCGCCGGAUGCGCCUUCUUUCUGGAUAUGACCAACUGGAAUUUACAAGCAGCCAUUGGAGCCUACUAUGACUUUGAGAGUCCUAAUAUCAGUGCACCAUGCAUGUCCUUAGUGAAGGAUGUGACAAUUGGCGAGGGGGAAUCAGUUCCACCUGACACACGUUUCACAAAGACCUGGAGGAUACAGAAUACAGGUGCAGAGUCGUGGCCUCCAGGCGUUUGCUUGAAAUAUGUCGGAGGAGAUCAGUUUGGUCACGUCAACAUGGUAACGGUACGGUCUCUAGCCCCCCAGGAAAUGACGGAUGUGAGUGUGCCUAUGCAGAGCCCCGUGUCUCCUGGGAUGUACCAGGGCCAGUGGAGAAUGUGUACAGCCACUGGACUUUACUACGGAGAUAUAAUUUGGGUGAUCCUAAGCGUGGAGGUCGGAGGCCUCCUUGGCGUCACACAGCAGCUUUCGUCUUUCCAGGCAGAGUUUAACACCCAACCUCACCGCAGUCUGGAAGGAAACUACAACCCCUUUGCCUCACCAGAGAGAAGCAAGUGGCCCAACAGCAACACCAGCCUCCACCAUGACAGCAGUCAUAAAGUCUCAGAGGAACACUGGCAAGGAAGCCCGGACAACCAGCAGCAGCAGCACGAUCAGAACGGACUUUCACAUAACUCUGUGGACAUAGUAGCUAACAGCCUACAAAGCAAUCUGUCAAUAGUCUCUUUUAACCAGGGUUUACAGGAGCCCUCCCCUUUUGGGCACUCUUAAAUCCUGGGACAUGUUUUAGAGAAGCUGCAGUAAUAAGCGCUCUGGAGUCCCGACCACAUCAAGAAGAGAAGGAAGAGGAAGUAUCAGGAGGGUCUGGAAUCACUUUAUGCAAAGCAGGUCUACUCGCGGAGGCAGCAGCUGAGGCUUCAUCCCACGGCCCUCGUGUGCACGUGUGAAUGCUAAGUUAAAAAUUAGUGCUUAUGCGUCUUUUGAGUGAUUUUCUUUUUUUUUUUUUUUUUUUUUUUACAGUUUUUAGGACAGGUUUUCUUUGUCCAGAGUGCAGAGGUGUGUGUAUUCAAGAACUCGUGGGUGGGUGGGUUUGUUUGUGUGUGUGUGUGUCCACAUGUGAGUGUGUGCAAGCUGAAAGAAACUUUGGAGGAAAAGCCAUUUGUUUUUGCCAAUGUAUUCUCCAGUUUCUCCUCUGAUUUCCCCAAUUCAUCAAGUUAAUUGUGGGGUUCCGGACACAAUCCCUUUAAGAAAGUUGAAUAGUGUGGAAAAAAUGACAUGUCCUAUUUUUUUAUAAUACACAGCUUAUAAGACAAAAUAAUAUCUUACGGAAAAUAUGUGAAAUUAAAGUCAGGUUGUACACGUUUCAUUCUCAACCAUUCACUUACAUUAUUUUUCAAUAAUAUUCACUGAAGUACAAGUACAGUAUCCUUUAAAAUAAAGUGCACUACAAUUGUCAUCCACUGGAGGGUAUCACUUUCACUCAUACUGUGCUAGGUUACCCACUUCAUCUCAUACUCUGACACCUUUCUGCAAAUUAUGGCUACAAUAUUGUACACUAAUUCUAUAUUCUAGUCUUUUAUGACCCUUCAUACUAUUCAUUAAAUUUACAUUCAGAAACACAAAUGAAUAAACAGUGUUUUGUACUAAAGUAUAUACUUCAAUUAGAUGUCAUAGGAAUAUUCAUAAACUAAAAGGCACUAUAAAAGGUUAUAAGAGCAGAUAUUUAUGAAAAUAAAACCAUAGCUUUUAUAUCCAAUAGCAUAUAUUUUACCAAUGAUGCUGUUUAAACGUCAACACUAAAUUCAACAGUAUUGUGAUUUAUUAUGCUGGACCUAAUUUAAUUAAUGCAACAUAGCAACUGAUUUACAUUAUACUGCAGAACCUCAGUUGAGUUAAUACGAGGUGCUAUAAAGAAAUGUAAAACAAACAUUUAAUCUUUUGUUUUAAUUUGAAUGUAUUUGAUGAAUGUAAAAAGAGGAAGAAAAAAAAUUAAUUUCCCAAAGACUCAAUUGUAAUUGUGUUGUGUACUAUUCUGCUUCUUCGUUUUUUUUUUUUUUCGGUCAAAUGCAAACCUCACCAAUGUUGUUUGAGGGAGUAGCACAUUUAGCGUCAUCUUCAUAUUGUUACUGCAUAAUUAGUAGCACUGGCUGAUCUAUGCACUGACUAACAUGGCCUCCGAGGUAUGUGUGUGUAUAUGCACGUUCUUUCCCUCUACAGUUGAGUGCCAAAGGGCUAUUUGACUGUGCCAGUGAGUCUGUCAAUCAUAGCCAGUUAAAAGUACCUUGACGGGUAAAUUGCCAUCAAUGCAGCUGUAACCCAAGUCUUGAGGGGAGCGUGACGUUUGAAAACACCAGCUUAACACAUGCCGCAAAACCGGUGGGCCGCUCACAUAUUCACAACAAAAACAAAACAAAACAAAAAAAAAUCCCAAAAAAGUCAAAGAGCACUGCUAGAACUCGCUAUACUCUGUUUUUUUACCUCAGAAUGUUUCCGAUGGUCAAGAUUGCAGAAUGAAUUAUAAAAUAGAAUAUUUGGUAGUGAGGGAGUGAUAACUGUUGGAAGCUUUUUCUCUUGUAUGGUUGACGAAUGUUUGUAUGAAUAAAUUAUCACAAAAAAAGGGGAGAG
Molecule: messenger RNA, 2815 nt
Organism: Doryrhamphus excisus (bluestripe pipefish)
Lineage: Eukaryota; Metazoa; Chordata; Actinopteri; Syngnathiformes; Syngnathidae
Product: protein ILRUN-like
Biological process (GO): macroautophagy
Cellular component (GO): phagophore assembly site
Molecular function (GO): ubiquitin binding
Source: RefSeq, a predicted model, not a curated record